Messenger RNA from Frankliniella occidentalis (western flower thrips), 2014 nucleotides. RefSeq lists its product as uncharacterized. Gene Ontology annotation, molecular function: protein binding. Lineage: Eukaryota; Metazoa; Arthropoda; Insecta; Thysanoptera; Thripidae. Bases 103 to 1767 code for a protein of 554 amino acids. The record is from RefSeq and is a predicted model, not a curated record. The transcript is spliced from 8 exons.
UCUUUCCUCUCCUCUCCUCACCCCUCCCCUCCCUCUCCCAGUGCAACGCUGUAUGCUGUAUUCCCCUCCGGACCGGAAUAACACACUCAGCUGCCUGCGAAAAUGGAUUUAUCAGGUACAACAGGUGAUCAAUCAGAUGUAAACCAUCAAGGCCUUUGUGCUUAUUGUAAAAAGGAUGCAAAACUUUCCUGUGCUAAGUGUGGAGCAAAUUAUUGCUCUAAAGAGCACCAAACUAUUGAUUGGAAGAUUCAUCGGAAAUCAUGUUCUAAUAAAUACUAUGAACUUAAACGAGAGCCAUCCAAGCCAACUGAAUUAGUGGCAUCCAAAAACAUACCCUGCAAUACAGUUAUCUUUCAAUCUCAGGCCAUUGCUGUUGGUCCUAGCUUAUCAGAACCUGUGUGUCUUGGAUGCCUGCGUCCUCUAAUAUAUGAUGUCAUGUCUCCUUUGUGUAAUGGCUGUGGAUGGCCUGUUUGUGGUAUAGACUGUGAGCGCUCAGAAAUGCAUCAGCUGGAGUGUCAAGCGAUGCAGAAUGUAGGGUACCGGUUUAAUCAAGAUGAACUAAGAUCAGACUGGCGUCCUUUUUUUGCAAUGAAGCCAGGCAUAUGGAUUCUUGUUCUCCGUGUUCUUCUUUCUGGGAAAUCAAAACAGCUGUUGAAGCUUUAUCGAAGUGAAGAUGAAAACGAUAAUAAUGCAUUUGGAAAAUUUGCAAAUGUGGCACUUCGUUCACAUGGUGUUAUGUUUAUUAGAAAUGAGUUGAAGCUCCAACAGUUCAAGGCAGAAGAUAUUAUGCGAUUAGGUUGUCUCAUCUUAAGAUCUACCGUGCCAGCUAGAUAUGUUCACCUUUCAGAGAGUGUAGAAGCGGCUGAAGCUCACGCUUCUCAUGUGGUAUAUUUGAAACAAACAUGUGACCCGAAUGUGGCCUAUCACAGAAUGAAUGGAAAUAAAUCUACAAUGGUUGUUGCAUGUAAGGAUAUAAAAGCUGGAGAAAAGUUGACUGUAUCCAAAGGAUAUUGGUUCCCAACAAGUCUUUGCAUGACAUCAACAUUCUCAAGGCAACAAUGGCAAAAUCUGCUUGGUAAAAAUCCUUGUGAUUGUCAGAGAUGCUCUGACCCCUCAGAGUUGGGACUGUACUUGUCAUCAUUAAAAUGCAGAAACUGCAAAGAUUUCGUGGUGCCCAAGGACACUGCUAACAUUUUAGUGACAGAUUGGAUCUGUAAAGCUUGCAAAUUAGUUCUCAAGGGUGAUGAAUUUUUCAAAAUAACUAAAGGUGUGGCAGAUGAAUUUUCAGCAUGUCUUGGCAGUGAAAAUAAGUUAAUACAGCUGGAAAAGUUCAUUGAAACCCACAGUGGACCUAAUGGCGCACUUCAUGGAAAUCAUGAACUUAUCCUGCAGGCAAAGUUUAAGUUUUGUGAAACUACUUAUAAAAAUUCUAUAGAGACCGGAGCUGCUUACAAAUUUGAUUGUAAAGAGCUUUCUCUGCUCAAGAAAUAUGCCACGGACUACUUGAACUUCCACCCUUUGUCAUACCAAGUAACCUUUUACCAUGACUUGGUCUUUCUUAAAAAUUCAAUUUACACUUUGGAGCAUGGAGAAAGAACCAAGGAGGAGGCCAAAAAAUUUUACAUUGAAAAUAACUUAGCCUGGAUUGGAAUUUGCAAUGGAAGACUUCAACGUUUCUGUGGUUAUUGCCUCCAGAUGGAAGAAUAUUUAACACUGCAUACGGAUUUCCUUGUGCUCAGCAGGAGAUUAGACUUAGCUGUAUUGUAGGAAAAAACUCUGUUUGCUUCUGUUUGAAACAAUGUUUUAGAUAAGAGUGCUAGGUCAUUUUCACUUUCAAAUGGUUUUAUGAAUCCUACUGUUACCUCUAACUUGGCUCUACUUUAAAUGUUAAAUGUUGCUUUCCUUUCACAUGUUAGCCAUCAUUACUGACCCAAUACCCCUAAUAGUUUGUUGAAUACUCUGCAGAAUUUUUUCAGAUAAUUAGAUUAACAAUAAAUUUCCAGCCCUUUUCAAA